UGCUAGAGAAUCACAUGAAUCAGUCUGCUACUGCCAUACUAAAAGCUGUUGAUAAUCUACAGCUCUGUAUUACCUUUCCUCCGUCCCUACGAUCCUGGUAAGGACUGACAAAUCAUAUUGUGAAAGUAAACCACAUCCCAUCCUGUGCUGAGCUGAUUGGUGCUGCUUUCUAUGCAUUUGUACUAUUUUUGAUUACUGUUGACACUCUUCAGAUUGUCUCUGUGGUUGUUUUUGUGUCAAUCACAAAACGUCAGUGCACUCUAACUGGAUUUGGACAAAGUGCUUUGCACACAAAUGGAAGAUAUAUCUCCAGGAAUAUUACCGUAUCGUCAAGAGCAACUAUAAUGCAAUUCUAAGAGAUUUAAUAGAUAAAUUAAAGAAAUAUUCUGGGAAAAUGAACGUACUGAAAUAUAAUAUUCCUCCUGCAUCCUCCUAAAGACUGGAUAAGCUGCAAAACAGGAAAAAUCUAACCUCUGCAGAGACCUGGAGAUGCAGGUGGACAGGCUGGAGGAGAGGAGGACAGUCCUUUAUCCCUGUUAACUCCACAGGAAGUUACUGCACCAUCCACUACAAAAGACUGCAAUAAGCUGUGCUCCACAAGGGAAAAGUUGACCCAUCCCCCAAACAGUUGUCUCCACAGAACCCCAACUGACCUAUGCGUAAUUCCUGGGCUGGUUACACUGGACCUGUAGAAUUGACUCUGGAACAGCAGGAUCCAGAUACAGCGGGAUUAUUUUCAAGUAGUCACUUUAGUGAAAGCUUUGGUUUUCUGGAUAAGUUUAUAGGAACCAGAAAAGCAUUUUGGAUUUACAAGUGAAAAUCAUUAAUUUGUGUGCAAGUAUCAGGCGUGAACAGUAGCUUCAUCUCAAAAUUAACAUGUAAUAAUUUGUAAAUGGGUUGAAUGAUGAAAACAAUUAAAAUGGAAGAAUCAAUGUACACGUACAGCAUAAAUAUUUCUGAAGUUAACCCUAAUGGCUCUAAGCCUCAGUUUGCAGAUUUUGACUCAUGCCAAGCUUCUUCACCUGUAAUGUUCCUAUUGAUUCUUGCAUAUAGUGUAGUGACCAUAAUAGGACUUUUUGGUAAUCUCUGUCUUAUAUUCAUCAUAAAACGGCAGAAAGAAAAUCAUAAUGUUACGAAUAUCUUGAUUGCAAAUCUUUCUGUAUCUGAUAUCCUUAUCUGUGUCAUGUGUAUUCCAUUCACUGUUGUGUACACUCUGAUGGACUACUGGGUAUUUGGAGAUGUGAUGUGCAAAGCAAACUCAUUUAUUCAGUGUGUAUCUGUCACAGUGUCUAUAUUUUCCUUAGUACUGAUUGCUAUUGAAAGGCAUCAGCUAAUUGUGAACCCACGGGGCUGGAAGCCUGCUGUUUCCCAUGCCUGUUGGGGGAUUGUACUGAUCUGGUUUAUAUCUUUAAUAAUCUCAUUUCCAUUUGUUGUAUUUCAUCUACUUACAGAUGAUCCUUUUAGAAACGUCUCUUCCCAUUCAGAAUUCUACAAAGAUAAAUUUGUAUGCAUUGAGAUCUGGCCAUCAGAAGUAGACAGACUUGUCUUUACAACAUGCCUCCUCAUUCUUCAGUACUUUGCACCACUGUGCUUUAUAUUUGUUUGCUAUCUGAAAAUCUUUAUAUGUCUAAAGAAAAGAAAUGGUAUGGUGGAUAAAAUAAGAGAAAAUGAAAGUAGAAUAAAUGAAAGCAAAAGAAUAAACAUGAUGCUGAUCUCAAUUGUAGUGGCAUUUACAGUCUGCUGGCUGCCUUUGAACAUCUUCAAUGUUGUCUUUGACUGGAAUCAUGAAGCUCUGAUGAACUGCCACUAUAAUCUUGUAUUUACACUGUGCCAUCUUACUGCAAUGAUAUCGACCUGUAUUAAUCCCAUUUUCUAUGGAUUUCUCAAUAAGAAUUUCCAGAAGGACUUACAUAUGCUAAUUCAUUGCAAAUACCAAUCAACCCAGGAAGAGUAUGAGAAUAUUGGGCUCUCAGCCAUUCAUACAGAUGUGUCCAAAUUCUCACUAAAAGUGAACAAUUCUUCCCCAAAUAUAUAAAGUAAUUUUCAAAUUGAUCAUAUUUUACAAAGAUAUCUAAUUAUUUGAUAGAUAAUUAGAAUAGACUGGAUUUUGAUAUUGACAAGUUUACCUAUGAUUUGGAAACCAUUCUUAAAUUAACGAUAGAACAAAGGGUUAUUAGUAGAAUGUCCAUCGAAAGAGAUUUAUUCAUUCCUAAAUUAACUAUGUGAAUACUUGAUGAACCGAUAUCAUGCUAGAACAGCUUCACCCAAGUUUUUGUAUUAGUUAUACUCAAGGUACUGCUAACAACACACUUUUUAAAUAAUGUCAGCACAUCACUAUUGCAUUCCGUAACUCUGAAUUUGCAUUAUUUACAAUGCUUGAUACAGAUAUUCUAUAGUUAUUAAGUUCCUUUGUGUCAGUGGUUUUUUUUUGUCUCAAUAUUUGGUUUAUUUACUGCAUUCAAAAAGUAACCAUUCAUAUAAUGCCCUCACAGUAACUAACUCAACUUUUACAACACAAAGGACAAGUUCAGGGCUGAAUGUUCAAAUAACCUUCUUGAAGCAAAGACAACAUGCUGAACUAUUCAUAAAGCAAAUGAAAUUUUACAGCAGAACGACAACCAGACUCAUGGUCUUGUUGAUAUUCAUGUUUCAGCUCUCAGCUGAAGCUGAUAAGAACUAUUUUUAAAUGAAACAUUGCACUUCAGAAAUAUUAUACAUGAAGUGAAAUUUACACUAAAUAUUAGAUACAGACAAGUGGCAUUAAAAUGGGGCUCUUAAGUGGGUUAAUUGCUUAGUGGUUUUGGAAAAAGUUAAUGAUAAUUAUAGAUAUGUAAUUGAAUUAGAAACACAUAGAUAUAGCACUCGAUUUCACUGCCGAGGCAGGAGAUUUCCUGGCUUAGUGCCUUCACUUUGGGAAAGUAUUCUGAUUGAGCAUGAGAUGGAUUUGAGCCCAUUGCCCCCAUAGAUUGGAGGUAGCCACAAGGGACUGCUGAGUGGCAAGACAGGCUUUUUAAAAGUCUAGCCUCAUUUUUCCCUUUGGUUCUUUGUCUGAGUUAUUUUGUUAAAUAUUAAGCCCUCUAGCCCUCAUACCUCAUUAUACUCCCAUUUAUCCCCUAUAUCCCAUCUAUGUCAACCAAUGCUGCCACCCACCCUCCAUUGCCCCUUAUAGUAUUCAUGCCAAAUUAAUGCCAACUCAUUCCAACCACCCACACCCUUUUCCCUUGUAUGUUCUAUGUCAACCUCUCCGCAAUCUAUCAUGAACUGAAUGUCAGAGCCUUGUUAAGAUGAACUAAAAUAAAGACCUAAAUAUUUAUUGCAGCUUUAAAUAUAAUAAACACUCACACUCAUGAAAGCCAAUUAAAAACUUCUUAAAAAGCCCCUCAAGAAUUUAAACCUUUAUUAAAACAGACAGAUUUGUAUUCAGAAGCCCAUAUCGCAACAGAUAAAUGUUUCAUAAUCUGUUUGAGUUAUGUACUUACAAACAUCAUGAGGAUAAGAUUUCAGAAAGCAGCCAAGUGUUAAGAAUGAAAUAAUGAUUAUCCUUGAGACAUUGUUAACAUACAGCAUUGUAACUAUCAAGACAGAUAUUUUUCAACUCAGACUGACACAGGCAGGCCACUUUUUUUGAAUUUUUGAAGGGCAGGGGAUUUAAAUAACUUCACAGCUUGAGUUUUGUUUUUAACGCUCACUGAUGGAGGCAGGCUGUGCUUUUUGGUCUUUUAAAGAGUUGAGGAUUUUAAAAACUUGAUAUCUUGACAGUUCUGCGUGCUUUAUCCAUCCUUUAGAGGAUUUAUGUAUUAUCCAUAUAUUAAUGGCACUCAUACUGCUGUUAAAACCCUUUGCUGCAGUGAAAAUGAUGUCUAAUUGACCUUAGUGUUAAGUUCAAAUGGACCUGCUAAGUUUCAGAUAUGAUGGCUAGUUAAAUCAACAUCCUCUACACUCAUGUAUUCAAAUCGAUACCUGAUCAGUGAAACUGAGUUUUAAUAUGUACUGACUACUUUGUAUAAGUGUACACUAUCCAAAGAUAAUAUAAUAUUGAACAGAUAUAUUUGGCUAAAUUAUUUUUAUGGAAGUAUGCUAUCAAUUUACACUUAUUUCAAACAGUAAGUCAUAAUCUACAACUUUCCAAUACUUGUUAGAUUUGGUGUAUUUCAAUGUUUCACAUGGUUCAAUACCAAAGAUAAGCAGCAUCUGUAAAGCAAAGAAAAAUAUUUUUAUUUUACAGCAUCGCUGAGAAGCUAUUAAAAGAGCACUAACUUCACACAAGGAAGUUUGGCAAACCUUUUUUGUAUGUUCACUAAAGCAAUGCAAUUACACAUAAUUACAAAUUACCAGGACCAAAUUAAUGCAUGACCUCUCUCUCCUACCUCCCAAAGAGCUAACCAUGGUGUCCUGAAGAGAUUGUAUUCUCCAGACCUCCAUAAGUGUACAAAAUAAACAACACAAUAAGAAUACUGCAAGUAAAAGGGACAAGUAAAGAAACAAAAGAUGAGUUUAUAGGAAUAUAGUGAGAAGCCCUAUACCUUGUUUUGAAUACUCACAUUCAGUAACAUUAUUAUUAAUAUAGUGCAUCAUGCACCUGAUACCAUACAUCUGUGUCAAAUUCCAUUAUGAAGUAACUGGACAAAAUAUGCAGAUUCAUUUGAGUGAUGGGGAGAGUUUUUUAAUUUUCACUUAAAAACUAGAUGUAAUAAUUUUAAAAAGUCAGUAAAUAGAUGCUUAUUUAAAUGUCAAUAAAAUGUUAUACAUCUUCAGGUUACUGUAUUUCUUCAUGCUGCCAUCCAUCAGCAGACAUUUGAUAUGGCGUAUAAAAUACACAAUUUAGUGAAAUUGUGGACAUUUGUUUAGUUUACUUAACUUGGUUUAAUGGAAAAAGUUAUUUUUGAACGGAAAUAAUGUUAUAAUCAUCGAGAUAUUUAGGUUUCCUGUGAAGCCUAAACUGCUGACGGAAUUAAACUUGCUCUGUAGGUAUUUGUUGUCAGCAGUUCAAAGGUAACCACUAAAUUUUAUUUCAAUAGCAUACCGUCUGAUUAAUGGCAGAAAUGACAAUUAAUACCCACAUACUGCAAACCACAAAAACUUACUUCUUCUAAAAUAGUGACUUGGUUGAUUUAUAUUUUAUGCAUAAAUGUAGUGGAUGAUAACUAUUUGAACAUUAAAGUGAAGAUUAAACACUGACCCUAAAAAAUGCAUAGUUAUAGUCAAUGUUAUUGUAAUAACUCAUAUGAUAUCUGUUGAUGUGCUUUAAAUUUAAAUAUUUCAAAAUUGUUAUCUUUCCAUCCUAUUUGCACAAAUUAGAAGACUCUAUUCAGUAAAUAAUUUUCUGAUGUAAAUGUUUCUCCCUGAAAUCUAGCUAAUGUGAUUAUAUUUUCUGAUUACAUAACUUGGAUUGAUGCCGAUUACAUAUAUAAGAUUUUGUCAAGAUUAUUUUUCCAUUUUACAUUAAAGUUUGCAACUGGACAGCCCAUUAAAAGUUUAAUUCAGAUGUUACAAGAAGCCUGUGUGCAGAAUUGCCAUUUGAAGUCUACCGUUAAUUAUAAUCACUAUAAAAAUUGCAUUCCAAGGGAAAAUAUUCUUCAAGUUGACAACCACAAAUCAUGCCACAUAAGUAAACCUAAUAUGUAUAUUGAUAAUUUGGCUAAGAUAUGUCAAACAAAUCUAUCCAAACCUUAAAAUAUUAGUUACUUUUCACUGACUUUGAAUUAAUGAUCAACAAUUAUAAAAAUUUAAAAACAGCUCACCUUACUUUAAAAGAUUUAACUGUUUAAUCAGUUACUUUGUGCAAAAUGUUUGCAGCAAUUUGUAAUAAUAAAUGGCUGUUUCAACGUUUCCAUGUAAUGUGUUGGUUUGCUGUUAAACAUGAAUUGAUAUAAAAAGUAUUGCAUGGGCAUAUUGAAUAAUUAUGGGAAUGUGUUUUAGUUGCUCACUGGUCUGCAUGUUGUAUGAAAUAUGAAAAUUAACUUCAUAGUACCUAUUUUCUUGUGCUUUAUUCAGCUAAACUUCUUGUGGACUGCAUAUAUCUUGUUAAUUGUUCCAAUAAAAAGUCUUGAUUAAGCCAA
Stegostoma tigrinum is the source of this 6059-nucleotide messenger RNA. RefSeq names its product neuropeptide Y receptor type 6-like. Bases 902 to 2035 code for a protein of 377 amino acids. The transcript has 5 exons. Gene Ontology annotation, biological process: G protein-coupled receptor signaling pathway. Gene Ontology annotation, cellular component: neuron projection; plasma membrane. The record is from RefSeq and is a predicted model, not a curated record. Gene Ontology annotation, molecular function: neuropeptide binding; neuropeptide Y receptor activity. Lineage: Eukaryota; Metazoa; Chordata; Chondrichthyes; Orectolobiformes; Stegostomatidae.